AUGUCUUCCAUCGUCAACAAGAUCAAGGACGCUGUCCAGGACAAGACCCACAGCGGCAGCAGCAACGAGACCGGCAGCGGCAACAGCUACGGCGGCAACAACACUGCCGACAACACCUACGACUCCUCCAACCCGCGCUCCCAGCAGGCUGGUACCGGCCGCACGACCCGCAGCUCCGGUGCUGCCGGCGGCUACGGCGAUGAUGCGUACGGCGCCGGUGCCGGUGCCGCUGGUGCCGGUGCUGGCGCUGCUGGUGUGGGCGCCGGCGCCGUCGGCGGCCGCACUGCAGGCGGUUCCGGAGUUGGCGGCAACGACCUGAGCAGCUCUGGCGUCGGCGGCAGCGACCCCACCUACGGCUCUACUGGCGCUGGCGGCGCUGGCCGCACUGCCGGCGGCGUCUCUGGCAGCGACCCUACCUACGGCUCUACUGGUGGCGGCGCUGGCCGCACGGCCGGCGGCGUCUCUGGCAGCGACCCUACCUACGGCUCUACUGGUGGCGGCGCUGGCCGCACGGCCGGCGGCGUCUCCGGCGGUGAUCCCACCUACGGCUCGUCUGGCACGGGCGGCCGCACUGGCGGCAGCUCCGGCCUCCAGGACCCGACGCUCCAAGACCCGUCUGUCAGCCGCAGUGGCGGUGCGGGCGCGCGUGCCGGCGGUGAUGAGUUCGGCACCAUUGGCGGUCAGGGCGGCGGCGCUGCGGGCGCCACCCGCAACCUCGAGGGCACCGGCCGCGGCGGCUACACCGGCGGCGACACCGGCCUCUAUGAGGGCGGCAACACGAGCGGCCUCGGCAGCGGUGCGGGCCAGAACCUGCGGCAGCAGGGCGGCGCCGCCGCCCAGAACCUGCAGGGCACCGGCCGUGGCGGCUACACCGGCGGCGAUACCGGCCUCUACAACCAGGGCAACUCCGGCGGCAACUUCUCUGCGGGUGCAACACGCGACCCUACAGAUGCAGCCCAAGUGCCGCCAUCUGUGCUCGCCAAGCACCUCGGCGACCCGGUCGCGCACCACGGUGACGAGGGCCACGACCGCGUGCGCCGAAACAGCGCGGCAACGCACCAGGAGUCGUUCCGGGGAAUUUAA
Sporothrix brasiliensis 5110 is the source of this 1083-nucleotide messenger RNA. RefSeq lists its product as uncharacterized. The transcript has 2 exons. The record is from RefSeq and is a predicted model, not a curated record. Lineage: Eukaryota; Fungi; Ascomycota; Sordariomycetes; Ophiostomatales; Ophiostomataceae. Bases 1 to 1083 code for a protein of 360 amino acids.